CAUUUAGUGAUUAGAACUAAAUGCCUUUAUGUUAGGCUUGGCACAGUUGCUAAUAUUAUUACAGCGAAAUACCUUCAUUCCGUGCGGCUACGUGCCGUUUUGCAUGGUGCCAUCGUCUCUGGCCUAGAUCCGCUCUUGGCACGUCCGGUAAAGGAGCGUUUGUUUAUAUUUUCUCUGACCUGUUGUAGCGUGGCAUCAGCUCACGCAGCACUUGCUCUCCAGCUUUCAGCCGUACAACACAUAGUUAUAUUCACGCAUUCAUCUAUAGUUCGUUGCAUAGUUCGUUGCAAUUACCAUUAAGAAUGCCACCAAAAAGACGGGCCGCCUUAAAUCACCGCCUCGUAAGGAGCGGGAAAAUAGCCAGGAGGGAACCAAGUGUCCGGCAAGCGACAUCGGCUACUGUGGGAACGAUUCCGCAAUGCAGCUCCAUCAGCCAAUCUGCAUCCCACACCACUUCCAGACAAUCUCUGGCAGGGCUAACAAUCGAGGCAGAGAGGCUCCUUCAGCGAUCAUUGGCGGCAAACACGUGGGCAACUUACCAGGCAGGAACCCAAGCGUUGCAAGUAUUCAGGGCAUCACAAAACCUGGGAGAUGCCUGGCCGGUUCCAAUAACUCAUCUGGUACAUUUCAUUGCUCACCUGUCAGUGUCAGGACAUGCACCGAGUACGGUAAGAACGUAUAUGGCCGGUAUCUCAACGUACCAUAGGCUACACAGCAUGGAAGACCGCACCGGCCACUUUGUUAUUACUAAAAUGAUUACGGGGAUGCAAAAGUGUCAGGGGAGGCAGGAUCACAGAAAACCAAUAACAAUAGACCUGCUCAAAGUAAUUGUAAACAACCUGCAAUUUGUCUGCUCUUCUACCUAUGAAGUAAGAUUGUUCAAAGCAGUAUAUUGCUUGGCCUUCUUUGGUUUCUUUCGGGUGAGUGAACUCGUGCAAACCAAACUUUCUCAGCCAGGGUGCGCUUUCUUGGACCUAGAAGUCCAAGACACGACUAAGACAGUAACAGUCGCUCUAAGGCAUUCAAAAACCGACAGGCACUCACAUGGCAUAGUUGUUUCCAUUUCCGCCAUACCUGGCCACAAUCUGUGUCCAGUGGCUGCAGUUAAAGCAUACCUAACAGUUCGAUCACAGGGUCAGACUCAAGCUUUCGUACACUUUGAUAAAUCUCCCCUGACCAGGUAUCAAUUUCAGGCCGUGCUAAAAAGAGCACUGGCGCAUAGCGGCAUCUGCACAGCAGCAUACUCUUCUCAUUCCUUCAGGAUUGGCGCAGCAACGACAGCAGCCGGUAACGGAGUGAGUUCAGAUUUGAUACAGCACUUUGGUAGGUGGGGGUCAGAAUGUUAUAAAAGCUAUAUACGCAUACCUGCAAACAUUUAAAUCGCCAACCAUGCGAGAACAGUUUUCUUCCUAUUGAUUCAUGUUUUCAGUAUGGUUGAUUGGGUCCAGCUUCCUGACCCGGGCGAGAGAGCACCUACAGGACAGUGACUUCGGUAUUCCAGGGGGAUGUCUCUGGUUGGCAAGGGGCGGCAUGAGGUGGGAGGAGCUGACCGAGCUGAUAGAUGCCCAGGUCAAAGCAAUGCAGACACCACCAAAGGCGGUGGUGAUUCACCUUGGUUCGAACGACCUGGGUAAGGUAACCACGUGUCAGCUAUAUCAUGAGAUCAAGCUUGCACUCCUGAGGAUACACCUCCUCCUACCCGGUGCUGUCAUUCUGUGGUCAGACAUGCUGCCACGGAGGUACUGGCAUGUAGCCAGCCGUGCCCGGGACCUGGACGGGGCCAGGCAGAAGCUGAACAGACGAGUGGGGAACAGGGCCCGUGAGCUUGGGGGGAUACGGGUUCCUCACACAGUGUUCAACCGGCAGGAGCAGCAACUGUACCUGCGUGACGGGGUUCAUUUGUCACCGGCCGGACUUGAUCUUUUCACACAAAACAUUGGCAGCUCCCUUUCCGCAGUAUGUUUGUAGGAAACAUUUUCAGUAUAGGAUAACACGGUGGGUGUACAUGAGCGCGAAUGGUCGUGGUUGUGGGGAAGCACCUUGGUGCUUGUGGCGGGGUGCUGGUGGACUGCAUUACAAGUUACAUUUGGCGUCUUGGGAUACAUCCCAAAUUAUAAAUUAUUUAGGAUAGGGUUACCCGCUUUACAGCAGGAACCAAUUUAUCCAUUCUGCUUUACAGCAGAUGGCUUAGUGUCCGCUUUACAGCGGAUGGUCAGCUUGGCAACAAUAGUUGCCCUCGCUCAUGGUUUGGCAAUGGUACUUGCCUGGCAGCGAUAGCUGCAUAGCAACAUGGGUUGCUUGGCAACGGUAGUUGCAGGGCAGCGGGCGCUGCAUUGGUAAGCAACAUGGGUUGCUUGGCAACGGUAGUUGCAGGGCAGCAGGCGCUGCAUUGGUAAGCAACAUGGGUUGCUUGGCAACGGUAGUUGCGGGGUAGCAGAUGCUGCAUCGGUAAGCAACAUGGGUUGCUUGGCAGCGGUUGCUGCAGUUGGGGUUGCUUAACAGGGGUUAAGCUCAUUGCCGUAGUCCACCAGUACCUCCACAUCCGCGACCAUUUCAUCCAAUAAUAUCUCGUCUUAAUUUGAAGCUCCGCUAUCAUGCAUGAUGGCGGAGCCUGUCAUAAUGGAGCCAUGUCCUUACAUAAUAGCAUUUAGUGAUUAGAACUAAAUGCCUUUAUGUUAGGCUUGGCACAGUUGCUAAUAUUAUUACAGCGAAAUACCUUCAUUCCGUGCGGCUACGUGCCGUUUUGCAUGGUGCCAUCGUCUCUGGCCUAGAUCCGCUCUUGGCACGUCCGGUAAAGGAGCGUUUGUUUAUAUUUUCUAUGACCUGUUGUAGCGUGGCAUCAGCUCACGCAGCACUUGCUCUCCAGCUUUCAGCCGUACAACACAUAGUUAUAUUCGCGCAUUCAUCUAUAGUUCGUUGCACCCACCCACCCACCCUGUUAUCCUUAAUUCCAAGUUAUUCAAGCUUUGCAGUUGUCAAUUGGUGGAAUUUUACUGGAGCAUAAUGUUUGUAUAUAAUGAUGUUGUCAUGAAUAAAAUGUUGCGGAUGGGCGGGGUGCUGGUGGACUGCAUUACAAGUUACAUUUGGCGUCUUGGGAUACAUCCCAAAUUAUAAAUUAUUUAGGAUAGGGUUACCCGCUUUACAGCAGGAACCAAUUUAUCCAUUCUGCUUUACAGCAGAUGGCUUAGUGUCCGCUUUACAGCGGAUGGUCAGCUUGGCAACAAUAGUUGCCCUCGCUCAUGGUUUGGCAAUGGUACUUGCCUGGCAGCGAUAGCUGCAUAGCAACAUGGGUUGCUUGGCAACGGUAGUUGCAGGGCAGCGGGCGCUGCAUUGGUAAGCAACAUGGGUUGCUUGGCAACGGUAGUUGCAGGGCAGCAGGCGCUGCAUUGGUAAGCAACAUGGGUUGCUUGGCAACGGUAGUUGCGGGGCAGCAGAUGCUGCAUCGGUAAGCAACAUGGGUUGCUUGGCAGCGGUUGCUGCAGUUGGGGUUGCUUAACAGGGGUUAAGCUCAUUGCCGUAGUCCACCAGUACCUCCACAUCCGCGACCAUUUCAUCCAA
Haliotis rufescens (red abalone) is the source of this 3558-nucleotide messenger RNA. RefSeq lists its product as uncharacterized. Bases 303 to 1379 code for a protein of 358 amino acids. Lineage: Eukaryota; Metazoa; Mollusca; Gastropoda; Lepetellida; Haliotidae. The record is from RefSeq and is a predicted model, not a curated record. Gene Ontology annotation, biological process: DNA integration; DNA recombination. The transcript has 2 exons. Gene Ontology annotation, molecular function: DNA binding.